AUGCCUGCACAUACCGAGCUCAACAGCAAAGUCGACUUCGACAACGCAAUCGGCACCCAGGGCAAAUAUGUGCUCGUCCACGCAUACUCCGGCCAAGUCCUAGACAAGGCGGAAGAAUUCGCCCAGAAAUACGCCUCCAACUGCGACUUCUACGCUGUCGACACCGCCAAGGAGCCCAAGACAAAGGACUACUUCGGCAUCACUCAGACCCCCGCUGCGAUGCUCUACAAAGACGGCAAGCAGGUCGUGAAGGUGGAGGGCAAGACCGCCGAGGGAAUGGGGAAGAUCGCUCAGCUGCUGUCGUAA
Neohortaea acidophila is the source of this 306-nucleotide messenger RNA. RefSeq lists its product as uncharacterized. The transcript has 3 exons. NCBI's taxonomy places the organism in Eukaryota, Fungi, Ascomycota, Dothideomycetes, Mycosphaerellales, Teratosphaeriaceae. Bases 1 to 306 code for a protein of 101 amino acids. The record is from RefSeq and is a predicted model, not a curated record.